Molecule: messenger RNA, 1286 nt
Organism: Stegodyphus dumicola
Lineage: Eukaryota; Metazoa; Arthropoda; Arachnida; Araneae; Eresidae
Product: bone morphogenetic protein 1-like
Cellular component (GO): plasma membrane
Source: RefSeq, a predicted model, not a curated record
GUGUUAUUGUGUCUUAAUUAUGUAACAAUAUAUUAAAUAUUGUAUUUAUAUCUCUCUACAUAUGUAAAGAUUUUAAAAUUUUUUUCUGGAAUUUAAUAAAUGUAUUUUUAAUUUAUGUAACGCUUCAUUGCUUUUUGGUGACAAUAUGUUGACAGCAUUCUUUCCAUUGUUUGUUUUCAGGUUGCGAGUGCGUCGUGUUUGACAACACAUACUCCAAGGAGUUUGGCAUUUUCACGUCCCCUAACUGGCCCGUGCCGUACGAGGACAACAUUGAUUGUCUUCUUUAUACUUUCACUGGAGGGGAAGACGAAAUGGUCGAGAUCAGUUUCGACGAGUUUGAUCUGCAAAAAACGAACCUAGAAUGUGUAUUUGGUGAUUUCGUCAAGCUUUUCCUUCACCUGGACGAGCCGUCAGUGAAUGAGAAGACUCCAUAUAAUUCCAUAUUAUGUGGUAAGAUAAUGGACAUUGAACAGACACAUUACUCUUCCGGUCCAACACUUAUUUUCGAGUUCCAUACUGAUUGGAGGAGAACAAACAGCACCGGAUUCAGCGGAACCUACCGGUUCUUAAAGGUGUUCCAGACUGAUGGCUACCUACUUCCAGGAACGAAAUGUAACUAUGAAAUAUCUCCCGAACAGACGAACAGAACUCGAGGAAAGUUUUAUUCCCCUCAGUAUCCCAGCAAUUAUCCAAGAGAUAUAACAUGCCACUAUAGGUUCACUGCCACGCCUAAUAACAGAGUAAAGAUAGUCUUUGAGCAGAUUCGCCUGCAGAAAGGGGAUUUAAGUUGCCUGAAUAGUCCAGAUGUGAUUCUGGUUUACGAUGGGUCCAAUAAAAGCGCUCCAAUCAUCGGCCAUCUCUGCAAUACCAACACCUUCGUUGAGCUCGUUUCCACGGGCAGCAAUCUCUUCGUUGAAUUUCAUAGUAGAAGUCAUUUCCCUGGUCAAGGAUUCAAAGCCUCCUACUUUUUCGACAGCGGGCCACAGCCCCCCCGCAUCAACGAUAUCGAUGUGCCUUACAUGGCCACAGUACGACAAGUUCUUGAUGAAGUUUCCUUGCAAGACUUUGCCGAAGAUGACUCUCCAAUACAUGCACAACUUGCUAAAUCAAAUGGCGAACCUAGUGUGCCCGACGGAUCACGAUAUCUAGGAAAUGAGAGUUGUAUCUUUGUUCUUCGCUCUCAUGGUCAGUUCAUCACAAUUGCUCGUUCAGCACCUUUCGAGCAUAUUCAAUCAGUGUGCCACUUUGGGCACACCCACAGAGUUAAAACGAUAAGUGAUAUAACG